AUGGCUCACCAAUUUUACGACGGAAGCAUUGUGACGGCCAAGGCCAUCCUCAGCUCGCUGUCCCACAUACUCCAUAAAGCAGAAGAGCAACGCACCGAUGCUAGCACUCUGCUCGACGCCCGUCUAAUCGAUGACAUGUACCCGCUGAGCGACCAAGUCCGGGUUGCAACCCAGUUUUCGGAGAAUCUUGUCGCAAGAUUGACCGGACGGGAGCCCGUGACGUUUGAACCCAAGCCCUCGACAUUUGCCGAGUGCUAUGAGCGCAUCGAGACGGUGCUAAAAUCGCUCAACGAGGCCGACAAGGACACCGUCAACCAAUAUGGCGACAAGAUUGAACUUACUAAACUGGGCCCACUCAAGUCGGUGGAGAUGAGCGGCGCUGCGUACGCUCAUACCGUGGCCUUGCCGAAUCUCUACUUCCACGUUACUACCGCAUAUGGCAUUCUUCGCAAGGAGGGGGUGCCGGUCGGCAAGCUGGAUUAUUAUGCCGGCUUCUUUCCCCAGUUAGGUACUGCGGAAAGGUAG
Molecule: messenger RNA, 525 nt
Organism: Penicillium cinerascens
Lineage: Eukaryota; Fungi; Ascomycota; Eurotiomycetes; Eurotiales; Aspergillaceae
Product: DUF1993 domain-containing protein
Exons: 1
Coding region: 1-525 (174 amino acids)
Source: RefSeq, a predicted model, not a curated record